Coffea eugenioides is the source of this 1125-nucleotide messenger RNA. Its product is annotated as auxin-induced in root cultures protein 12. The record is from RefSeq and is a predicted model, not a curated record. NCBI's taxonomy places the organism in Eukaryota, Viridiplantae, Streptophyta, Magnoliopsida, Gentianales, Rubiaceae. The coding region runs from base 77 to 829 and encodes 250 amino acids. The transcript has a single exon.
ACUCUGACUCAGGCCUCCCUUCCAUUGAAGUAUUGAACCCUAUUACCAUUAGACUUCCCUUCUCCUCAUUGUCGCCAUGGCCUCGUUUCUGUUCCAGCAAUGUCUUCCCGUCUCUUUACUCCUCCUCCUUAUACCACUCCUAAUCUCGCCGGCUCAUUCUCUUAAAUGUACGUCACAGAACUUCACAGGCGGCAGCACCCACUACACGAACUGCACCGACUUGCCCUCGCUCAACGCGUAUCUCCAUUGGACCUACGAGUCCACCAACAAAACUCUCUCAAUAGCCUUCAUCGCCCCACCCCCUAAAUCCGACGGCUGGGUCGCCUGGGCCAUCAACCCAACGGCAACAGGGAUGGCCGGUGCACAAGCUCUGUUAGCAUACAAAGCCGCUAACGGCUCUAUGGUCGUUAAAACCUACAAUAUUAGCUCCUAUAGUUCCGUUGUUGAGUCGAAGGUUUGGUUCGACGUUUUGGACAAGAAAGCUGAGUUCUCUGGCGGGGUUAUAAGGAUUUUUGCCAAGCUGGCAUUGCCGGAGAGUCUGACGACGGUGAACCAAGUUUGGCAGGUGGGGCCGUCGGGGAAGGCAGGGCCCGAAAAGCACGAGUUCAAGCCGGAGAAUUUGAAUGCUAAGGGCACGUUGCAGUUGGUUGAGGGUGCCGGGGAAAUUAGUCCGGCUCCUAGCCCGAGUCCCGGUGCGAGUGGGCCCAGUGGUAAUGGGACCCGUCAAAGUGGGAGAGAUAAUGCAGGUUGUGGAAGGACUUGGAAUAAGGGGUUCUGGAGUUUCUACGGGUUUUUGUUGGUUUGGGGGAUUUUAGUUUUGGGUUUUUGAUUUUAAAAUUACGGGAUGUUUUUCGACACGGUAAUACAAAUGGCCUGCACGGAUCAUUAGAGUGAUUAGGUGGACAAAAAAAAAAAAAGAGAGAUUCUUAUUCCUAAAUUCAGGGUAUAUGAAUACAGGGAGUGAUUUCUUUCUUUCUCUCUUGUUUUCUAGCUAAAAUUUGCAACUUUUUUUAUUCCUAGUGCUCCAAUUUUAAAACGUUGUAUCGUUUUUAUGGUAGAUUUGGAUGCUUGACCCAAAAAGUAAAUAAGAAGCUCCUUUUUAAUCCAUGAGUUUUUUGACAACAA